Messenger RNA from Fomitopsis serialis, 719 nucleotides. RefSeq lists its product as uncharacterized. The coding region runs from base 140 to 604 and encodes 154 amino acids. Lineage: Eukaryota; Fungi; Basidiomycota; Agaricomycetes; Polyporales; Fomitopsidaceae. The record is from RefSeq and is a predicted model, not a curated record. The transcript is spliced from 4 exons.
CGACACCGUCAUAAAGUGGGCUGAGUGGGGUCGUCCACCUGUAUAUAAAGCAGCUCGAAGCAGAGCAGCAGCAGCAAUCACUUCUUCUCAACGACCAUCACGACACUGUAUUAUCGCAUUUUUUAUUCUCAAUAUCACUAUGGCCAACACGAGUGGAAACGGCGCAGGUGCCAACUUCGGUCAGAAGGUUAGAGGAGCUUGGAACGCUGUAGAGGGCGCCGGCGACAAGCUAAGGGGCGGUGCCAUGGACUUCGUCGACUCUGCCACGGGCACCGGUGGGCACCACGCAGAGACAGAUGUGGGUGACGCAAAAAUGCGGCAAGGUGUUGCGCAGACGAGGCAACCCGCUACCACUGGCACCGCUACCACCACAGCUGCCCCUGCCUCGACCACGGCGAACGCGCCCACUACGGCUGCCCCUGCCUCGACCCCGACGAACGCGUCCACUACAGCGGCCCCCGCCUCCGCCCAGACGAACGCGUCCACUACAGCGCCGGCUGUCGGUGCUCAGCCGUCCAACACUGCAGCGCCGGCCGUCGGUGCCCAACCGUCCACCGCCGCCACUACCAACGGAAAUACGGGUGUUACAGGCACCACCAACUGAGCAGUUUGUACAUUACCUGCCGCAGAAACCACAUACCCGACUUGAAGUUCGUGUACCUUGUAGACUGUAAUCGACGAACAGCAUGUAAUCUCAGCCAUAUACAUCAUAUGCAUCU